Molecule: messenger RNA, 8715 nt
Organism: Girardinichthys multiradiatus
Lineage: Eukaryota; Metazoa; Chordata; Actinopteri; Cyprinodontiformes; Goodeidae
Gene: clip2
Product: CAP-GLY domain containing linker protein 2
Exons: 19
Coding region: 709-3783 (1024 amino acids)
Biological process (GO): cytoplasmic microtubule organization
Cellular component (GO): nucleus; microtubule plus-end; cytoplasm
Molecular function (GO): microtubule plus-end binding
Source: RefSeq, a predicted model, not a curated record
GUGAAGACUAAACGGAUGAGAUUCCCGAGUAUGUUCAAAAACGGUUGGUUUUUUUUUGGGAAUUUGUUCCAUCCGUUUAAAAAAGUAGUACCGAUGACAGAUAAAGGAGGACGCUCUGCUUCCCUGCUCCUUUGUUCGAUCCGACCGGUGGGUUGAGUCAGAGACGGGAGGCUGAGCUGGACCUAACAAACCACCAGCACCGGGGAACCCGACCGAGGAGACGCCGCGACGGAUAAACAAGGAUUAAAAAUCAUCAGAAAGGCGAAAAAAAAAAAUUUGGAUUUAAAGUAUUUCAGAAACAGUUCUGCUUCUCUAACCGCCGCCUGUCUUCUGCAUCCUUUAGCAGCCGUUGUAGCUUUCACACUGGGAAAUAAACCGGCAGGCUGACAGUUGCUAAGCCCACACCGGUCAGUCUCCAUCAUCCACACCGAUCUACGCUGACUCCCUUUCAGUUACUUGUGGCUCAGCAUCCAUAUUUGCAUCCCAGGGAGUGGCAGGCACUAAUCCUCCCUGUCUUUCCCCCUCCGCCGCCGCUGAGCACCUAGAAGUUAGCCGUUUCUCGGACACCCUCUAGGACGCUGUAUUUUCACACAGGAAGCUAAACAUGGAGAAGGACAACCUUUGCUCUCUCAUCUAGUACCGGAUCCACAACCGUCAUCAACCGGGGAAGAGCACUCCAGGUCCGAGCUGUAUCCCUGCUGCCACAGAAUGAACAUGCUGAAAUCCAGUGGACUGAAAAUUCCUGGCCGUGGCGCCAAGCAUUCCAGCCCGGUGGGAAGGACCUCAGUGGGUGGAAUCUCCAGCCCCGUCGCCCCUAAAGACAGCACCCCACUGAAGCCCAUCACUCCAGCUAAAAUCUCAGAGGAAGGCGAUGAUGUUUUAGGAGACUACACUGUUGGUGAACAAGUCUGGGUCAACGGCGUCAAACCUGGAGUCAUUGCCUACCUAGGGGAGACCCAGUUUGCCCCCGGACAGUGGGCCGGAGUCAUACUGAACGACCUAGUUGGCAAGAAUGACGGGUCAGUGGGUGGCGUGCGCUACUUCGAGUGCCAGCCCCUGCAGGGCAUUUUCACGCGACCCUCGAAGCUCACCCGACAGCUGGUCGGUGAGGGAAGCGAUAGCCACUCCACCGACUCUGCCCAGAAUCAGACUCAGCAGGGGGGCACCGGCGCCCCUGCUGGCCAGAGGGUGGUGGUGCCGCUCAGAGAGGGCCUCCUAAACAGCGCAGUGAAAACAGGCAAUGAGUCGGGCUCCAACAUGUCGGACAGCGGGUCUGUGAAAAAAGGUGGAGAUAAAGACCUGCGAGUUGGAGAUCGAGUUUUGGUGGGAGGCUCUAAGAUGGGAGUGAUACGUUACAUGGGGGAAACAGACUUCGCCAAGGGUGACUGGUGCGGGGUCGAGCUGGAUGAGCCCCUGGGGAAGAACGAUGGUGCCGUCGCUGGUACAAGAUACUUCCAGUGCCUUCCAAAGUUUGGCCUGUUCGCUCCUAUCCACAAGGUGAUCCGCAUCGGUUUUCCCUCCACCAGCCCAGCCAAGGCAAAGAAGAGCAAACGGGUGGCAAUGGGGGUGUCCUCUCUGGCCCACAGCCCCAGCAGCUCCUCCAUCAGUUCAGUCAGCUCGGUGGCCUCCUCUGUGGGUGGACGUCCGAGCCGAGCUGGACUGCUGACGGAGACGUCGUCCCGCUACGCCCGUAAGAUCUCGGGCACCACGGCGCUCCAGGAGGCCCUGAAGGAGAAGCAGCAGCACAUCGAGCAGCUGCUGGCUGAGAGGGAUCUGGAGCGCGCCGAGGUUGCCAAGGCAAACAGCCACAUCUGCGAGGUGGAGAAGGAGAUGAGCGUCCUCAAGGCACAGCACGUGCAGUAUGUCACAGAGAACGAGAGCGCCCUCCAGCAGGUCCAAACCAUGCUGGCUAGCACACAGAAAGACAAGCUGGAACUGGCCAAUCAGCUCGAAGAGGAGAAGAGGAAAGUGGAGGACCUCCAGUUCAGAGUGGAAGAAGAGUCCAUCACCAAAGGAGACCUGGAGACUCAGACGAAAUUGGAACAUGCCCACAUUCGUCAGCUUGAGCAGAGUCUGCUGCUCGAAAAAUCGAGAGCAGAGGCGCUCCAGAAAGAAUUAGAGAGGCGAAGGCAAACCACAGUAGAAGAGCAGAGUCGCAUCAUGCAGCUGGAAGAGGAGCUCACCCUCCGAAGAGCUCAGGUUGAGGACCUCCAGGGUCAGCUCCGACGAGUCGACGCAAGCUCCCAGCAAGAGGCCCUGGGGGCCAACAUCCAACCGGAGGCCCUCCUGCUGCGGGAGCAGCUGCUGUCGGCAGGCCGCGAGCACCACAAGGAGAGCAGCGAGCUCAAAGAGAAGCAUGAGACAGCGUUAGCAGCAAGCCAGCAGGAGAUCAGCUCGCUGAGGACGGUCGUGGAGAAACAGAACGUUGAGAUCAGCAAGAUGAAGCAGAAGGUCCAGCAAGCCAACAAGGAGAACGUGGAGAUGAUGGACUCCUGGAAGACUAAGUUUGACACUUUAGUAAGUGACCAUCAGCGAUCUAUGGAGGAGCUGAAGGCAUCGUUGAGUAGAGGUCAGUCUUCUCCACAAGGGCAGGAGCAGGAUGCCCAGGAGCUGAGGAUCACCAUGGAGAGCCUGAAGAUGGAGCACCAGCUGGAGAUGGAGAACUUAAAGGCCAAACACAAGAUCGAAGCUGCCAUUCUGAUCAAGGAGCGCGAGGACCUCCGCGCUCGCCUUCAGGAGGCCACAGACCAGCUGGCUGAAGGCAGAUCCGACGUGGAGGCUCAGAGAGGCAAGGCUUUGCUGAAUGAAGUCUCCCACAAACUGCAGAAGGCAGAGGCCAGGCUGGCAGAGAUGGAGAUGCUUCAGGUGGAGAGGGAAAAAACGACGACUGAGCUGCGAGAAAGCCUGGAGCUGUCAGAGAAGACGAUGGCGGAUUACCAGGCUCUGCAGAAGGCCCAGGCUGAGAGCCAGGAGGAGAUCCAGAAACUAGAGGAGAAGCUGAGGGUGACGGUGAACCAGCUUCAGGCUGUGCAAGCAGACCGCUUCACACCUCAUGAUGCAAAUAUGAUAGAAGAUAAUGAAAUUUCAGAUGAGAAGAUGAAGCUGAAGCAGAAUAUUGAAGAAUCAAUGGAGAAGUCGAUGAAAAGGGAAAAAGAAGUUUCCACUCUCACUUCCCAGAUCAAAGCUCUAAAGUCACAGAUUGGAGCUCUGGAAAGUAAAGUUCACUCUGGGGAAAAGAAAGCCGAAGCCUUAGCCAAGGAGAAGAUGCGUGUGGAGGCCGAGCUGGAGGCCAUGACCAAGAAAUCUCAUGAUGCAUCGGGGCAGCUGGUCAGCAUCAGCCAGGACCUGCUGAAGAAAGAAAGGAGUCUGAAUGAACUGAGGGUGUUACUCUUGGACUCACACCGCCACUCUCGGGAUAUGGAGAAAGACCUGAGCCGAGAGGUGCACAAGGCUGAAUGGAAGGUCAAGGAGCAGAAGCUGCAGGACGACAUACAAACACUGAGAGAAAAACUGCUGCUGCUGGGCCGGGAGCGUUCCUCCCCCGACCACCGGCGGUACUCCAUGCUGGACCCUUCAGCUCUGGACUCAGAGGUGAGCCGCCUGCGCCAACGUCUGCUCUGUACCGAGGACGCCCUGAGGAAUGCCUUGGAGCACAACCAGCAAGUCGACAAGCUUGUCCAGGCCAUGCGUAGACAUCCAGACAAAAGCCAGGUUCUCGGUGCAAAUUCAGCGAAUGGAAUUUAUCACCAGGAAUCAAACAGCACUCAAGAGGAACAACACUGAUGGAAGCAGCAGAGACGAGUUGGAGACUGUGACGUGAACCCAGACUAAUGCAAAGACCUUCAGAAAAAGCUCGAGUGAAACGUCUCCUGAUGCUGCGUCGGACGCCUGAAAACAUGAGUUUACAGUCAAUGAAUACCAAAACAGUGAAUUGUAUGUUGUUGCAGAAUGUACCUAAUAGCCAAUCACAAAGGUCGCCUAAAGUACUAUAAAGUAUGGGACAUGAAGAGAUAUUAUCAGUAAAACAAACUGCUGAGAACUCAGAGUAUGGCUGCUCUGGAUGCUUUACAUUAGUUAGGAAGCUUAGUGGGAACUCCCCCUGUUUUGAUGGACAAACAUGAAGACCUGAUGGACUGACUCUCAGUUGCUUUCAUUGUUUUAUUUAUUGCUUUUACUUUGACAUUUUGCUUUCUAAUAAUCCUUUGUACUGCUUGAAGCACAGCCCAACGUCUGACAUUUCUAUUUUAUUCUGACGAGAACUGGUAUCAGACUUGUUACCUUUCACCAAACUGUAAAGUUCAAUCUCCUGCUGUCGCACACACAAACAACAGAAAUGUUUUCUUUAAUCCCUUCAUGACUGUAGUCAGGUUGUAUGCAUUUUAUGAAUGUUAGAUUUUAUAAUACCCCUAGAAGUCAUUCAGAAAAAAGUGCAGAACAUACCCAACAAGUCACUCUAACUUAAAUAAAUACAGUUACCAGGAGCAACCAUGUGUCUUAAUAUAAAAGGAAGGAAGUUAUAUUGCAUUAAAUGCCUUUUUGAUCCUUUCAGUGCAUUAUUAUGAAACUACAGGACAGCUGUGGAGAGCAUCAGUACUCUUGAUGUUAUCAAUUUGCUGAUAUAAACCCACUGGCAAAACUAGUUAAACACCAUAGUGGAAUGACCUGAUGUGGACCUGAUUUGGCGCAUAUGCAGACCAGUGAUGGGGGUGCAGAGCCAGCACCAAAGUGUUGGCAUCAUGAGUGAACCAGUUGCAGGAGCACUGAACUGAUUUUUAUAGGGGUUGCAUUUUUUUUGGAGAGGUCACAGUGUCUCAGUUUUGGAGCCAAACGGUGCAUGUGGAUACCUGCACAUUUUGUGGAAGUCUAGUUGCCACUAAUUUAAUUUUAUUCCUGGAGAGAAGGGUGUCUGGUUUGGAAGCCCCAGGGUCUCAUCUUUGCUUUUUGCAGACGAUGUGAUUCUCCUGACAUCAUCAAGCCGUGUCCUUUAGCGUGCACUUGUGCAGUUUGCAGCUGAGUAUGAGUUGGCCGGAAUGAGUCGGCUCCUCUGAGUCUGAUGCCAUUUCUCUCAACCAGAAAAAGAGUGGACUGCUUCUUUCCGUGUUGGGUUUGUAUAUUCUGCCUCGAGCGGAGGACUUCAAGUAACUUUGUUCAUGAGUGAUGGUAGGAUGGAGCAGAACAUGGAAAGACAGUUUGGGGCCUCAUCUGCAGCAAUGUACCCACCCGCGAUGUACUGUAAAACCAGGGAUCUACAUCUCUGGACAUCGAGAACUACUCCCCCUUCAUUCAGCUUUUAGAUGGAUCCGUGCUUCAACACACCUAAAGCACUUAACUGAAUUCCAUCUCCUGCAUGUAUUAAAGUUCUGCAGAGCUCUGGUAAUGAGCUAGUCAAUUGAUUCUGGAUACAAACAGCUGAAAUGUGCUUCCUCCAAAGCAUGGCUGCGUUAAGCCUUUGAGAUAGGGUGAGGAGCUCAAUCAGCUGGGGGAGCUUGGAGUAGAGCCGCUGCUCCUAUGCACCGGAGUCAGUUGAGAUGGUUCGGGAAACAUCUGGCCGGGACGUUUCCGCAGUGCUUUCUAUCAGCAUGUCCCUCUGGGAGGAGAUGCCUUGGGAUGCCCAGCAAUGAGAUGGAGUGUACCACCAGGAAAGAGAGGUCUGGUUUCACCCCUUGACCUGUUACACCUGCAGCCUGAUCUCGGCAAAGCAGAAGACAAUGGAUGGACAGUUACUUGAGACAGAACACAGGUAGGGAGGAUCCUUGUGUUUGACAAAACUUUGUGAUUUAAACAUCUCGUGUCAAACCUCACCGUGUCUCAACAACUGACAUCCGCUGGACAUUAACACCAGAGCAGAGAUCACUCACCAACCCUCAGAGGAGAUCGACUUAUGACCACUAAUGUCAUUAUAUCCUCAGAGGUGAAUGUAGGUUGUGUAUUUGCAUACAUAGCACUAAGUUCUACCUAUCUACUAAUGUUGUAAAGAGAGACAUCAACAUUAUGGGUGGUAUCCUCUCAGCAUAAACUCCGACCCAUUGUGGAUCUGCUGGAUCUCAAGGUUCAGCUUCAACAGCUCUGGGUCGCUUGCUGCAGGAGAGUUAGCAAUCACUGUAUGAAUCUGAUUUGUAUCAAAUUAUUUCUUGAAUUCAGGUCUGAAAAAGCGCCACACCCUACUCACAUCCGUGACCUUGUGUUGCCAUCUCAGUUUUCCAUGUGAUCAGAUAUUGUAAUGAUUGCAGUAUAGUCAUUCAGUUUCAUUUCAUUUCCCCCAUUUCUGCCACUGCCUAUGGCUAUCUAACUCUUUUUGUCAGUGGCUGUACAUAGUCAGAGAAACUACGAGUUGACUGAAACUCUCUCUCACAGUUAAGAUUGUGAAAAAGUAUUUACUCCCUUAAAGAUUUCUUCUGAUUUUGUCUUUUUCUCACAUUUAAAUGUUUCAGAUAAUCAAACAAAUGUUAAUAUCAGACACAGAUAACCUGAGUAAAUACAAAUUGCAGUCUUGAACUGAUAAUUUGUGGAUAGAAGUUCAUGGGUUCAAAUCCGGACCUGGGCUCUUUCUUCGAGGUGAUGGCAUGUGCUCCCUGUUCAUACAAUCCCCACGCCUCCUCCCAAAGUCUAAAACCAUGACUGUUAGGUUAACUUGCAGCUCUUUAAUUCCUGUUGUGUCUCUGUGUUGUCCUGUUAUGGACUGGCAACCUGUCCAGGGUGUACCAUACCUCUCGUCCAAUGGCUGCUGGAAAUAGGCACCAGCAACCUCUGUGGCUCUGCAAGGAAAAUCAGGUAGACACUGGAUGGAUGGAAGCUAUAUAAACCAACCUGGCCAAAAGUGAAAAAAAUGUUUAAAUCUUGAAUUAAGUGUAAUUAACCAAUUAACUACAUGUUUUUGGAAACCUGAGUUUGUUUUUACCAGCUUCCUGAAUACUGCCACACCUACAGAUUUAGGAAAUAACUUGAAAAGGACCUGUCUGACAACAUGAAGUAGGUUAAAAUAUCUUAAAAAACAACAGAUUAUGCUCAGCUUCAACACCCAAUGAGAAACUAAAUCAGAGCCAUCCAUCUGUCUCAAAAAAGGUUACAAAGCUAUUUCUAAAUCUUGGGGACUCCAGUGAACCACAGUGAGAGCCAUUAUCCAACAAUGGAGAAACAUGGAACCAUCCAAGGAGUGACCACUCAAAUAAAAUUACUCUAAGAGUGUAUUUAUAACUCCUCCAGGAGGUCACAAAGAACCCAGAACCAUUCAGUUGCCUCAUUUAAGGUCAGAGUUUAUGAUUCAGCAAUGAGAAAUAGACUGCUGACCAAACAAAACGCAAAAGCCUGCCUAACAUUGGACAAAAAAAAUCUCGAUGAUCUCAAUGACUUUUGGGGAAAUGUUCUGUGAAUUGUUGAGACAAAAGUUGCAUUUUUGAAGGUGUGUACCUGCUUAUAUCUUCCUUAUGCAGCAUUUCAGAAAAAAAAGAGCAGCCUGGAAGUCAAACCUUGUGGUGGAAGUAGAUUUAUGAUCUGGGACUGCUUAGCUGCGUCAGGAGCUGGACAGCUUACCUUAAUUGAUAGAUCCAUAAAUUCUUCUCCCUGGAGGAAAAUCCUGAUCGAGAAUGUCUGACCAUAACACACAGGAUACAAAUCCAAAGCACACCAGCAAGUCCACUUCUAAACCUCUCAAAAAAAGAAAGUUUUUCAGCGGCCUAGUCAAAGUCUAAACUUUAACUCCAAUUUAAAUGAUGUGACAUAGCCUUAAACUCUCUAGUGUGGCUAAACUAAAACAAUUCAGCAAAGAGGAGUGGGCAAAAUUCCUACACUGCGAUGGAAAGGACUGAUAGUGUGGCGGUUGUAUCAGCUAAGAGUUGCAAUCAGUUAUUGGGAGGCAAUUACUUUUUCCUGUAGGGCCAGGUUGGUUUAGAUAGCUAUUUCCCUUAUCAUCGUGUGGAUACUGCUUUUUAUAUAAACUCAUGUUAUCUUUGUCAAUAAUAUCUGUUUGAUGAUCUGAAACAUUUUUGUCACAAAAAUGCAAAAACGGAAGAAAUCUGUGAGGGGGUAAAUACAUUUUUACAGCUCUGUACAUCUGCAGCAUUGAUAUGAGGUGGCUGCUAGGGGUGAUUUUUGAGUCCAUAUCCUUAAAAUCAAACCUGCUUGGCCAGAAGAUGGGUGAUGAUUAUGCUAAAAAACCUUCAGAAGACAAUUAUAUCGACUGGUUCUUCUGCAAAACCCUGUUUUAGUGAAGUUACUUCAUUUACUGUGGUUCUGCAUCAACACAGACCCCAUCCAAUCCUAAUUCGUGAUGUUUGGUAUGAAAUGGCAGCCUACAUAAGCCCAUUUUUUGCUGUAUAAGAAUCAUGCCUGCAGUGCUUUAUUGACCCGCUUUUUAAAGUGUGCUGAAGGGCUGUCACACGAGCUGAAACCCAAACAGACAAACGUGGGAUUUUGAAAUUCACCAACUCUCUGAUUAACAACACAAGGCUUUUGUUUAGUGCUUGUGCUGUAAAGUCUUCCAGAUAUUGAUUUACCCAUGCCUCAUCUGAACCAGAAGUUUUGUUUUGUAGGUUGCAGGAGACAUGACAAGAAGGAGUUCAGCCUGAACACGUCAUGUAAGGCAGGCGGAGAUACAAUGUAAAGUUUUUAUUGGAUGUUAUUGUACAUGGCCUUCUCAGCUUGGGGUGGUGGGGUUGGACCCUUUGGAUUAUUGCUGCAACAGUUUUGGAGAUUGAGUCAUUAAAUAUUAACAAUGUA